UAAAUUGCAUAAUGAAUGAUGCUGCUACAUCAGAUGACAAUUUACCCAUCACGGAUGAAAAUGAAACCAUACCUGACCAGACCAAACUGGGAGGAAUGGAUGAAGUGGAUCUUGCAUCUGAUGGAACAAAAUUAAGUGAGAAUCUUGCCCAAGAGAAGGCAGAUGUUUUGCUCCCAGAAAUAACAAAAUGUGCUCUUUCUGCCUGUCAAAGAGUAGACCCAGAAGGCACAGAGCCUCAGCCACUGGCACCGGAAGAGAAUUUCAGCAGGAGUGAGGCUUUGGCUACAGGCCUUGUAGAAGCCAGUGAGCCUCAACCUGUGGAACUAACAGAGGGUGAGGAGCCUCAUCCUGCCACAGAAGCUGCCAACCCUCAGCCUCCAGAAAUCGCACAGGACGCUAAACCUGAGCUUGUCCAACCAACAGAGGAAAGCACACCUGAGCCUUUGGUGACGGCAGAGGAAGACUUUAACCUUGUAACAGAAAUGGUGAAGGAAUUGCAGAUAGAUGAAGAGGAUCAGCUGAAAGAGGGUGAGAUGGGAGAAAAGGUGGAAACUGAGAUGCACUCUGAGAUAGUAUGUGAGGGCUCUGAAACAAAAGAAGAAGAAACAGGAGAAGCUACAGCAGCAACAGAGAUAGAAGCUACUAAUAAUGAAGAGUGAAUCAUGGUUUCUGCAUGGACUUCAUCUUUGUUUAGGUACUCAAGUAUCUAUUACUCCAAUUUGAGAAAAUCUGGAUUUUAUAAAAGCUUUUACGGACUUGCCAUGACAACUGAAGCAGUAGGGGGAGAAAGCAUUUUAUUUUGGGAAGUCAAGUUGCCAAGACACCAUUGAGUAAUUGCAAUGUUAAACCUUCACAGGUCUGCUGCAUAGUGCCUUCUGUAAACUUCAUUUGAGUAGAAUUGUAUGUUGCAAUGCAAUAGCUUAACUAAAAUAGGUGAAUAAUUACAG
Euleptes europaea (tarantolino) is the source of this 947-nucleotide messenger RNA. RefSeq names its product glutamate rich 5 (gene ERICH5). The transcript is spliced from 3 exons. NCBI's taxonomy places the organism in Eukaryota, Metazoa, Chordata, Lepidosauria, Squamata, Sphaerodactylidae. The record is from RefSeq and is a predicted model, not a curated record. Bases 12 to 659 code for a protein of 215 amino acids.